AGGUGACAGUUGGUCCGUACUAAUCUGUUUUCUCUCUCCACCAAAAUUCUCUCCACAAUUUAUGAUCACUUUCUCACCAAUAUUUCUUCCCUCAGCUUCAACAUCGUCUCCAAAAUCAUGGAAACCCUAAAAAUGUCCUCUGCAACUCUCAAAUCAUCAUCUUCUUCCUCUCCUCUCCCCAUCUUCUUCCAGAAGCAACCUUCUAGGCCCAAUCUACUUCGUCUUCCUCUCGCUUCCAAAGUUUUUUUGCUUGCAGGUAGAGAUGAUGAGUUCGAUCUUCAAUCAGAUUCCAACGAGCUCAGGAUUGUUCCCCUUGUUGAUAAUCAUCACCUUUCUCUCUCUCCUCUUUCUAAGGAUACUGCAAUGGGCUUGGUAUUAAGUGCUGUAACUGGCAAAGGAUGGACAACAGGUUCUGGGAUGGAAGGCCCUCCUGAGUCUGCUGGUGAUGCUGAAUCAAGUACAGCAAAGAUCUCCACUUUCCCUUGGUCUCUCUUCACAAAAUCACCUAGGCGAAGAAUGCUUAUUGCAUUCACCUGUAACAUCUGUAGCCAGCGAACUACUCGUGCCAUUAAUCCUCAUGCAUAUACCGAUGGUACAGUCUUUGUUCAGUGUUGUGGCUGCAAUGCUUAUCACAAGCUUGUUGAUAAUCUGAAUUUAUUUGAUGGUAUGAAAUGCUAUAUAAGUUCAAGUUUCAAAGGAGCCGAUGCUAACUUCGAGUAUCAGGAUAUUGAUAAUGACGACAAUGGAUUUUUCGGCAUCUAAAACAGUGGGACGUAUGCUCCUAUAUAGUAUGUAUAUUCUGCAUCUAUUUAUCUGAAUCUCAAUAGCUUUAAGUUGUAACAUAGGUUUAUUGUACUUGUAUUAUAAACAUUUUCUAUUUAAUAAUCUAUCGUGUUCAUACAUCCCAAUAAAAUUUUAGCUGAGACUGAUUA
Molecule: messenger RNA, 932 nt
Organism: Spinacia oleracea (spinach)
Lineage: Eukaryota; Viridiplantae; Streptophyta; Magnoliopsida; Caryophyllales; Amaranthaceae
Exons: 4
Coding region: 118-762 (214 amino acids)
Biological process (GO): protein import into mitochondrial matrix; protein stabilization; protein folding
Cellular component (GO): mitochondrion
Molecular function (GO): zinc ion binding; protein-folding chaperone binding
Source: RefSeq, a predicted model, not a curated record